UUAUUCGUGACUUUUUCAAAAUGGAGGAAGGUGACAAUAAAACAGAAGUACAAUCAAGUGAAACAAAAAAAUCAUAUGCCGGUAUUCCUGAAGCCGAAUUUGUGGAAGAUGUCGAUGAAUUUAUGGCAAAGGCAGAAAACGAUGGAUCUGCGGAUAAAGUAUUGAAAAGAUUAGAUGAAAAUCAUAGUAAAUACAAAUUUAUGGAAUACAAUUUAAUUAGCAAACGAAGAAGAUUAAAAGUACAAAUUCCCGAUUUGGAACAAUCACUUGAGAUGAUUGAAAAAUUACAAACGGAGAAAAAUAACAGUAAAAAUUUGGAAACACAAUUUUUAUUGUCUGAUCAAGUUUUUGCUAAAGCUAUUAUUCCACCCACGGAUAAAGUGUGCUUGUGGCUUGGUGCUAAUGUUAUGUUAGAAUAUUCUCUUGAUGAUGCACAAGAACUUUUGACAAAAAAUAUGGAAACAGCUAAGAAAAAUUUGGGUUUUGUUGAACAUGAUUUAGAUUUCAUAAGGGACCAAUUUACAACCACCGAAGUUAAUAUGGCUCGUGUAUAUAAUUGGGACAUUAAACGCAAACAAGCCGCUAAAUCUUUAAGUCAUAUAGACGAAGAAGAAGAGGAGGUGGCCAAAUCAACAUGAAAUUUUUGCAUUUUAAUCAAAAAUCAUUUAAUAUUUAAUGAUUUUUGCUUUUACAUUAUUAAUUUUUUUUUCUUUAUUUUCUAAUACUCAUGAACCGGUUGAAAAAUUAUUUUACAGCAUAAAACGAAAAAUAUAGAAUUGCAAUUGAAAAAUUACAAUUGUUUUAUUAAAAUGUCUAGAAAGGGUAAUUUACACUAUUUACAUUUAAAAAAUAAUAUGUACGAAACUCAGGAUUAUAAAAUUCGCUUUGAAUCAAGUUUGCGUCGCAAUUUUUUAAUCAAAUCUGUAUAAUGAAUUAUAAUAAAACUAGUUCGUAAUUUA
Molecule: messenger RNA, 959 nt
Organism: Leptopilina boulardi
Lineage: Eukaryota; Metazoa; Arthropoda; Insecta; Hymenoptera; Figitidae
Gene: mgr
Product: prefoldin subunit 3
Exons: 2
Coding region: 21-638 (205 amino acids)
Biological process (GO): protein folding; tubulin complex assembly; microtubule-based process
Cellular component (GO): prefoldin complex; cytoplasm
Molecular function (GO): tubulin binding
Source: RefSeq, a predicted model, not a curated record